CCUGUUCCGGGGCCAUGCGCCUUCUUGACGCCAAUAGCUCCUGGCCGCUUCAGGCCCGUUUUUUGCAAGACGCCCGAGGGUGGCCAAGCAGCAGCAGCCUCCGGACGACGGCGACAUGACCCGCAUCACGAAGAUGACGUCGUCGCCGUUGCCGGCCUCAAAUAAUCCGCAGUCACCGUCAUCGUCGCAGCAGACAACGACGACAACAACAACGACAUCCUCCUCCUUUUCAAUCAUCUCGCACCCGCCCCGCCCGGACUCGCCCGCCGGCAGCUUCUACGCCAUGAGCGACGACGAAGAGGGCGACUACGACACCAUCGCCCAUACCGAGACCGGCCGCGGCGUCAAGCUGCUCUUCUCCAAGUCCAAGGUGUACAUCCACCCGACCCCGUCCGCGCGUGACAACAUCCCCGGCUACAUCGCCUUGCUGCAGCAGAAAGGCCGCCUCCUUACCCGCAGCACCGCUGCCACCGCUAGCACAGACGGCCGCCCGACCUCCUCCUCCUCCUCCGCGUCCCCGGCCUCCUCCGACCUGCUCCUUGCCUGGGUGCCCGAGUCGCAGCUCGGCGCCGCCGCAUCCAUCUACGUCAAGGUGGACCUCAGCGACGCCGACUCGCCGCCCAAGCAGUCCUACCUGGUGCCGCCGCCGCCGACCGUGACGGCGCACCCGGGCAGCGCGGUCGGGCACUACGCCUUCGCGGUGCCCGUCGCGGCCAUCUACUCGCUGCUCGUGCGCCCGCCCAGCGUCGGCUGGUGGUACGGCAGCGUCAUCAUCAACUCGCGCGCCGGCGACAGCUUCCCGCCGCUCUUCUUCCACGACGACGAGUGCCAGAGCACCAUCCUGCAGAAGCGCCGCCGCGCCCGCGACCGCUUCGACCCCUUCGGCGAGCAUGGCGAGAUGUUCUGGGGCGGCGACGAGGUCCUGCGCUGGCUGAGGCGCUACGUCGUCGUCGAGAGGAGCGUGGCCGAGCCCAAUGUGUACUUGGUGGAGCCGAGCGAGGAGGAUAGUUUGGCGUUUGGCGGCGGCCGGAGGGGGUUUGGUGGUGGUAAUGUGAGAGCUGGGGUUGGUGGGAGGGGUGGUUCUGGUGCUGGUGCCGCUGCUGCUGCUGGGGGAGCGAGAGGCGCUGCGGGACCGUCACGGGCCGCUGCGGCGGACCGCGACGGCGGCAUGGACCCGUUCAUGAAGUUCGUCAAGGAGACCGGGUGGAACAUCAUGGAGAAGUUCAGCAAGGUGACUACCUUCACGCGGCAGGCCGCGCAGGACGUGCUGGACAACCCGCGCAUGCCGCCGCAGGUCCGGAGGCUGCUGCGCAACCCGGAGGUGCAGACGCUGCAGGAGGAGUUUGACAGCGCGCGCAUCUACCUGGCCCGGUGGGCGAUGGGCAUCGCCGAGCAGAGCGAGCGCGACCGGAACCAGAGGAUAUGGACCGCGAGGGAGGUCAUGGAGCUGGAGGACACCGACGUCGGCGAGUUUGAGCUGCUCGACGCCACGAGCAGUUUGACGCUGGAGCAGAACCGGAAGCCCGUCACCCUCAAGGAGUGGAAGAGCUUCUUCGACCCCCGCACCGGCCGCCUGUCGGUGACCGUGGACGAGGUCAAGGAGCGCGUGUUCCACGGCGGGUUGGACCCCGAAGACGGCGUGCGGAAGGAGGCCUGGCUGUUCCUCCUCGGCGUGCAUGAUUGGUACAGCACGAGCGACGAGCGGAAGGCCCAAGCGGCGUCGCUGCGGGACGCGUACAUCAAGCUGAAGGGCGCCUGGUGGGAGCGCCAGAUUGACAGGGGCGGGGAUGGCGAGGAGGGCGAGUGGUGGCGGGAGCAGCGUGGCCGGAUAGAAAAGGACGUCCACCGCACCGACCGCAACGUGCCCAUCUUCGCGGGCGAGGACCUCCCGCACCCGGACCCAGACUCGCCCUUCGCCAGCGUCGGCACCAACGUACACAUGGAGCAGCUCAAGGACAUGCUGCUGACGUACAACGAAUACAACCGCGACCUGGGCUACGUACAGGGCAUGUCGGACCUGCUGGCGCCCAUCUACGCGGUGCUGCAGGAUGACGCCAUGGCCUUCUGGGCCUUCAAGUGCUUCAUGGACCGCAUGGAGCGCAACUUCCUGCGCGACCAGUCGGGCAUGCGGGCCCAGCUGCGCGCCCUCGACCACCUCGUGCAGUUCAUGGACCCCAAGCUGUACGCGCACCUCGACGCCGCCGAGAGCACCAACUUCUUCUUCUUCUUCCGCAUGCUGCUCGUCUGGUACAAGCGCGAGUUCGACUGGCUCGACGUGCUGCACCUGUGGGAGGUCCUGUGGACCGACUACCUGAGCAGCAGCUUCCACCUGUUCGUCGCCCUCGCCAUCCUGGAGAAGCACCGCGACGUCAUCAUGGCCCAUCUCAAGCACUUUGACGAGGUGCUGAAAUACGUCAACGAACUCUCCUGCACCAUCGACCUCGACCCGACCCUCGUCCGCGCCGAGGCCCUCUUCAAGCGCUUCCAGCGCCUCGUCAACGCCGUCGACAAGAAGGCCAACUUCCCCGCCCCGCGGCCGCGCCUGCCGCCAGCCGCGUCGUCUGCGUCACCUGGCGCGCCUACAACUACUCAUACUAAUGCUAGUGCUAGUACCCCGAGUAGCGGUGGUGGUCGUCGUGGAAGUGGAACGUCGUCGCCGCAAGCCGGCAAGUCUGCUGCUCCCCAGCAGCAGCAGCAACAACAGCAGCAGCAGCAGGCGCGAACGGAGAAGGAGAGGGAGAGGGUGAUCACGCCGGAGCUGAGGCGGUUGCUGAGCCGGCAGGUGGAGGUGCUGCCGCGGAAGGAGGUGGCGAAGAAGGGCGACGGGACGUCCGGUGCGCGGGGGUGGUAGAGCCGGUAGAGUUGGUGGGUGUUUGGGUUGCUUGGUUGUAUGUACUCCGUAUUUAAGAUGGUGAUUGGCAAUGUGUAAAGGAGGAAGGGGCAUGGGGGGUUUGGUCUCGGUAAAAGCGGCGUUUGGUUUUUUGUUUUAUUUGUUUAUAUCUUCUUCUACCAUUCGUCUUGUGUUUGUUGUUAUUAUCAUCCGUC
Molecule: messenger RNA, 3045 nt
Organism: Thermothielavioides terrestris NRRL 8126
Lineage: Eukaryota; Fungi; Ascomycota; Sordariomycetes; Sordariales; Chaetomiaceae
Exons: 3
Coding region: 116-2851 (911 amino acids)
Biological process (GO): activation of GTPase activity
Molecular function (GO): GTPase activator activity
Source: RefSeq, a predicted model, not a curated record